CAUUCAAAGUAAUUCUUAUAAUAUAAAUCACGUAUUCUUAAACUUAAAAAAAUAAAAACAAGAAAUGACAUCUCAAAAUCCAAAAGUCCAACUUUUAAGAUCUGAAAAACCUGCAAUGCAAGAUAUUCAAAAAAUACAUUAUCAAGCUCAAACACCCUUGAAGUCAACGAGUGGUUAUUAUAUGGAGCGAAAAGAAAUAAUCAUGACAGAACUUCUUCAAAGUUUAUUAAGAUGUAUAGCUACAUCUGUAAAGAUAAAGAAUUCAUUUGCAAGACUUCAAUUUCAAAACUCAAAUUCUUACUUUGGCUGGCUAGAUUCAAGUGGUUUCAGAGGGUUCGGAACUUAUACUUUUGCAGUUGGUACAUCAUUAAAAGGUACUUUUGAGGGAAAUUCUCCAAAAGGUUUAGGAAGCUUAGCUUAUGUAAAUGGCGAUGUGUACGAGGGAGAAUUUUUAGCUGGUUGUCAACACGGUUAUGGCCACUAUAAGUCCAAGCGCUUUCAAUACAACGGUUGCUUUGAAAAUGGCAAGUUUCAUGGAAAGGGUGUUUUGAAGACAAGAACAGAAGAGAUUGAGGGAAUUUUCCAUUGUGGAAAAAUUAAACAAGGAGAGAUUCGUGAUUGUAGUGGAUUCUUUAAUGGAACAUUUGACGAAUCGGGUUCAAAAAAAUCAGGAAAAUUUGUGUUUAAAAAUGGAAAUACUUACAACGGAUUCUGGUUUGAUAACAAAUUUGAUGGAUUUGGUGAGUACAAUUGGAUUACAGAAGACCAAAUUGCUUUUAAAUCGGAAACAAAAUACAUUGGAUACUGGAAGAACGGAGAACGACACGGGUUAGGUAUGCUUAUAUUUAAUGAAAGGCGUGUUAUUUGUUUGUGGUUGAAAGGUAAAAAGAGUGGAGCAGGUAUAAUAAUUGCUGCCAAUGGAACCUGUUACUCUGGUAGGGAUUUAUUUUCUGACAAUCAGUAUAUACAAUCCCAAUGCAUCAGAAACUGUGAAGAAAGUAGAUCGAUUCUCUCAAAAGCUACAAAUAUUUUAAAUAUGGAUGCGAAAAAUGAAAACAUAGAUGAUCAAAUAAAGACUUUCGUGAACAUGGUACAUAAACUGGUAGAUCAAUAUUCAAUUUAUUGCUCUCCCAUUAAUCCAAUACGUUUCCCGGAUUAUGAGCUGCCAGUUGGGUUUUUUGGAUCAUUUUCAGAGUGCAAGUACUUGCAGCAGGUUCUCGUUGAAAACUAUACUGUAUUCAAAAAGCUAUACAAGAAAUAUACUCAUGUUCACAAUGAGCGUAUGAACUAUCUUGGAUUAAAUCUGUUUUACAUGGACGUCUUUCACGGGGUGCAAGAUAUUAAUAUUGCAGAAUGUUUAAAAGCUGGUUUCCUUACAGUAACUGAUUCUCAAAUUUACUUUGAUAAAACAAAUCAUAAGAACCUACUAGAUGCUGUUACAUUUUUUGAGUUCUUUCAACAUUUUGUUCAUAUCUCAAAAGUUUUGAUGGAUAAUGAUGACUUGAAGUCAAAAGCUAAGGAAUUGAGGCCAACGUUUUUCGGAGACUUAGCCAUGGGCUCACUUUUACUGCUGAAGAUGUUGGAAUAUAAGGAUUUACAACUAUUUCAAGUAAGAGAAGGGAUUCGUGAUAAUCCUCUGAAUAUUGUUAAAUUAUUGAAAAUCCUGGAAGAGAUGUUUAUGAACGAGAUGAGUUCAAGAACGGCAUUUAAGUUUUUAAAGAUGAAAAAUGUUAUAGAUAAGAGAUGCACUGAACUCCGAGAAACAAUCGAAAAUUUGUAUGGAGUAACUAAAGCAAGUUUAGUUCUAUAUGAUGAAACAUAUAAAUUAAGUAAUUUGGAAGUUAUUGAAAUUAUUUUUCGCACAACUCAACGUAAAAUUAUACAGAAUGCUACACCUAUGUUUGGACCAACAUUUAAAUAAAAUAAUUAAUACCUACAUUUUUUUUUUUUGUUUUUAAAUA
Episyrphus balteatus (marmalade hoverfly) is the source of this 1961-nucleotide messenger RNA. RefSeq lists its product as uncharacterized. The transcript has 4 exons. Lineage: Eukaryota; Metazoa; Arthropoda; Insecta; Diptera; Syrphidae. The coding region runs from base 65 to 1921 and encodes 618 amino acids. The record is from RefSeq and is a predicted model, not a curated record.